UCUAACCUUCAAUUGUAAAAUUUUAUCACACGUGAAUAGUGAAUACAGAGUGCCGGUUGCAAUUAUUAAUUUGUUUAAUAACUUGCAACAUGAGUUGGAUUUUAUAAACCGAAUCAAUCAAGUGAAAUUCUUACUACAAGAUGGCUACGUCGUUAGCUGAACAGCUUAAGAGUUAUGCUAAACCCCAAACCUCAAAUUUAAAAAGAAGCAAUGCUCGCCCUUCACUUCUUUUUGACCACAAGGAAGCUGCUGGCUUUAGGAAAGAAGUCUUCUAUGAAAUUGGAUUGCGUGGUCUUGAGGAAUUGAUCACAAAAGAUGAAAUAUUUGAGCAAUUCACUGGAACAUUGUUUUCCUUGGAAUCAAGAGAGUUUGAGAGAAGUAUUGAAUCAACAUCUGCCAAUGUGAAGCUAAACAAACAUAUCAAUAAGUUUUUGCUUCUGCUCUCUCCGUAUUUAUCAUUUCAGUGCUCUAUUAAAGCACUAGAAUGGUUAAUAUAUCGUUAUUCAAUCCAUCAAUAUAAUAAAGAGGAUUUGUUAAUGCUCGUCCUGCCAUAUCACAAUCACAAGAUUUUUCAGAAAACAGUGAGUUUAAUGAAAUUUGAUGAAGUGAAUGAUCCCUGGGUAUUUCUAAAAAGUUCACAGAAAGCUGGUACACCCGUAACAAAACUACAAUUAAUAAAUCAUGCUUCAAGUGAUCCUUACUUCAUACAAUUUAUUUCAAACUUUAUAUUGAAAGUUAUCAAGGUUCGUGAAAAUCCAAAUAUCUUUAUAGAUGUUUUCAGCUUCUAUGGUGAUAUAUUCAUGGGAGCCAUUGAAUUUUCUAAAGAAACCCCAUCAGAAUCCAUCAUUAUACAAAUGUUUCCAGCCAUUCUGAAGGGUUUGAGUUCACAAGUAUUAAACUUCCGAGCAGCAACUUAUGCCAUAGUUGCUUCAAUGAUGAAACAUUGUACCCUCUCAGAAGCUGUGCUUGAUAAAUUUGUUCAGAAAACAACUAGCAAUGAUGGUACCCAUUUGAGCAAAGAAACUGUUUUUCUUAUAGUGAUUAUUUAUCAAGGACAAAGUCAUUAUAAAAGUAUACCAGAAGAUGCGCUCGCAGAGAUAAUUGCACAUGUAUGGUUUCCGAAGACGCUACAAGAACUGAAUAGUUGGGGUACUUAUAUUUAUCCUUUUUUGGAAGUCCUGAUCAGAGAAGUAAUGGAAAAUGUCAUAAAAAGUGAAACAGAUCAUUAUAAAACAUUUUUAAUGGAUUUACUAGAUCAAAUUAAUAUAAAUGAAGAAAACAUUUCAAGUACUUUGAUUACAAUCGUAGAUUCAAUUCCGUUGAAAAUAAAAGAGUCAGGAGUGAAAAUCUGGAUAUCGGAAUUGAUUGGAAAGAUUGAGAAACAAUAUCCAACCCAUUUUGACCAAGAAGUGUAUAAGAUUUUGACGUCGACUGAAAAUGAAGUUAGGAAGAAUCGUCUUCAAAAAAUUUUCAAAGGAGGAAAACUACAGAAAAAAUUUGAUAUUUUCAAUAAGUUAUACGAUUCAAAUGCAUUGAUAAGAAUUGAGGCCAUCAAAUACAUAUCGAAGAAUUUUGAUGAUUUGAAGAAUGAAGAAAAGGAAAACUUGAGGAUCUCUUUGGAGCACAGGCUUUCAGAUGAUAAUCUCGAUGUGUUAAAAGAAGCACUAGGAAUUAUUCAAAAUACGAAAAUUAUACAAGGUGUUGGAUUGAACAAAAUUCUAUUCGAUCUGCUAUUUAGAUGCCAUAAGGAUAAGCUUUGUCGGGGUAAGAUAUUAGUUAAAUGUUUAAAACUUUUAUGUGUCUCUGAGAACGCUAAUAAUUUGAAUGUUAUUUCAAUGAUAAUUCCUUUCCUUCUGCCAAAAACCAGUGAGGAAAUAACGAUAGCUAGGAGAGUAAUUUCAUCUGAUUUAUUUUUGAAUUGUCCUCUAUUUAAAACAUUCAAUUCAAAGACGUCCUUAGAUACAGCUGGCGAUUUCCCGAAUGAACUCUUUAGAUGCUUGAAAGCACCUGGAAAUGAUAAAACUAUUAUCGACUUCUUCCGUAAUACUGACAGUGAAACUGUAUUUAAGUUUUCCUCAAUUCAGAAAUAUAGCGUUUCCAUUCUGAUAAGCAAUAUUGUUCACGAAAAUUUUACCUUGGAUGAUGUAUUACCGCUUAUAGAAAUUUUAGAGAAAUUAUCUCCAACCAAUGAUCAUACAUCAACAAAAGUCGAAUGUUCUGUAUUAGGAAAUCUUAAAAUAGCCAAAAAAGGGCAUUUUCCAAUAUUUGGUUAUUUAGAAUGCAUUUUAAAUGUUAUUACAAAUAUUGGUAAAUUGGAUAUCAUAAAUUUGGAUUUCUCAUCAUCGAGUCCUGUCAGUAAAUUUCUACUUUCUACUUCGUCCAUUUUUUAUCAUGAGGGUGAAGUGUAUCAAGAUUUUAUUGCUAAAUUUCACAAUUCUCUAUUCCAUAGUUUUGAUGCUAAAGUUGACAUCUUAUUGCAUUUGGUAGUUUAUAAGGAGAAUAAUUUUAUUUUGAAUAUACUCCAAAAGAAAUUGAAGUGUCAUACAAUAUCAGGAUUUUUCGAUCUUUCAAACAGAUAUGUGGUGUAUUUACUGAUUUUGUUGACAUCUGUCGAUGAAGAAAUACGGAAAAAAGUUUUUGAAAUCGGAAAAAUCAUAAUGGAAUAUCCUAGUGAAAAAAAAUCGUACCUUACUCUAUUUAAAUAUUUAAUGGAACAUCAAGAAGAAAUAGUUUUAGAUCCAAACCAGCUGCCUAUUAUGGUUUCAAACACAUUGAAUUCUAAAGAAAAUAUGGUUAUCAAUAAAGAUAUAACCAAUGCUUUGGUUAACUUCUGUUAUAACCUUGAAAACCCAUUAUACUUAGUGGCAGGUAUGACCAAGGUAUUAUCAGGAGUCAAUAAUAUCGGUGUUUUGGAGAAAUUAUCAAGUAUGGCAAAUUUAAUUUUGGAAAAAAGAUCCAUUUUAUACAGCGAGCCUGAAUCUAACAUUAUCUUAAAUUGCAUCCAUAGAUUCGAGUCAAGUAUCGCAAAGAAAAUCAAGAAAGAUAGUGAACCAUCCAAAUUUUUACUAUCCGCUCUCAAUAAUGAUAAAGAUUGUUUAAGCAUUAGUGGUGAUUCGAUUUCGCCUUCUCUGUUGGCCAUGAAGUUUCUGAGUGAAUCAUUCUUCUCGUCAUUGUCUAAGGAAAUAGAAUCAAGUGUUCUAGAUUCAAUCAUUGAAGUUUCAACAAUUCCUCAAAAUCCAAACGUAUUAUUGGCAUCCAACAAAAUUUUCAAACAUAUCAAUUUGAAUGUCAAUCUCGUUAUUCCUCAACUCGUCCGUAUGGUAAAUGUUCAGUCGCUAAAUGUCAGUUCAAGCAAAAAAAGAAAACGUACUUCUCUUGUUAACGUGCCUACGAUUGAUAUUUUGGAAACUUUAGAGUGGAAAAAAGGCAUAAGAGUACUUGAAUUACUUCAAGAUAAGAAAAAAAUAUUCAAUGUAGAAUCUUUGUUACCGGAAUUGUUCAGUAUUCUCAGAAAAUGUUUACAAUUUGAUGAACAAGCCGCUGUAGAAUAUCCGAAACAACUUGUUCUCUCACUCAUUUUGAAUUGUUUCCAGAAGUUGGAAAGCGUUCGAUUACCUGAAAAUAGUUUUGAUAUGGAAUUGAUUGUACAAUGUUUUAAUGCUUCUCCAAAUCCUCAAACUCAUCAUCAUGCUCUAUUAGUUUUAACUUAUUAUGCUUCAGAAUUUCCCGCGCCAGUUUUAAGUAAUAUCAUGGCAAUAUUUACCUUUAUGGGAAAUUCUUCCGUUUUGAGACAUGAUGAUAAUUACAGUUUCCAAUUAAUUUUCAGCAUUAUAGACUCGGUUAUACCUAAAUUAGUUAAAGAUGGAAGCAUCCCAACUAUCAUAUCAGUUUUGAGAGUAUUUGUUGAUGCUCUUCUAGACGUGCCCGAACAUAGACGCUUAAAACUUUAUAAAAGACUCCUUCAGAAAAUCGAUGCAGAUCAACACAUGUAUUAUUUCUUGAUUCUGAUAUGUUUGUCUGCAAAUAGUUCGAAGAAAAAUAACUCUGACGAUAAUCCUACUGUCAAACUGCUGAAUGUAGCUGUUGAAGUGGUGAUGGAAUUCCAUCCUUCUGUCGGUUUGAACUCUUGCAAAACAUUGAUUCAGAAUUUGAAAAGGUUGCCAAUAAAUAAAGAUGAUAUGCGAAAUGUUAAAUUUGAUAUUAAUAUUACCCAUUUAUCUGAAAAACAGUUCAGGCAUUUCAAAUAUACAAUAUUGUCCUUAAUACACAGCCUUAUAUCUACUAAAGAGUUCAUAGCCAAAAUUGCUGUACUUCCCGAUGAAGACCUUGAGAUCCUUGAACCUCAUUAUGGUGAUAUCAUCGUUGAAAUCUUGUCAUAUAUACAGAAGACGCAUAUUAUCGUUGAUAAAAAUACGAAUACCUCUCUCGCCCAUUACUGGAAAACUAUAUUACUUCGAAGUUUCGAAAUUUUGGAUUAUACCAUUGCGCUUUUAACCCCGGAAAUGUUCUUGUUGGUCAUGAAAGGUUUGAUGUGCCAUAAUCUGAGCACGAUCAAAAAGAGAUCCUUGGAUAUUUUAAAUUCUAAAUUGCAAGAUAAUUCAUUCAUCCAAGAAUGCGACCAUAAAGCUCUACACUCUACUACAAACUCAUUAAUCGAUAUGAUUAAAACGAUAAACACUGAUAUUAAUGAAGAUGAAAUGAUAGUUAUUCAAACAGCACUGUUAUCGUUGAAAUUAAUAGUUAAAGCUGUAGCUUCGGAAGACAUGGAAAAAUAUGUUAUGGUCUUAGAAUUCGUAACAAAUACAAUUAAAUCACACAGGGCCGAAGGAUAUCUCCUAUCCUCAUUAAUAUUAUGUUUGGCUGAGUUAUGCGUUACUUUGAGAGCAAGAGCCAUUGAACAUCUUCCUAAUUUUAUGCCUGUUUUAUUGAAAAUUUUGAAACAAGAGAAGAAUCAAGAUUAUCCUACCUUAUUGUGUCUUAGUUUAUUAACAACUAUUCAGAAAAUAUUUGAAGUGUUGCCACUUUUCAUCAGUCCGUAUUUGAAGAAACUAUUAUUCGAAAUAUCUCAACUCAAUGGAAAAUGGACUGACGCAACUGACGAUCCAAAAUUAUCACCAUUCGUGCAAAAAUUGAAAAUAAUUAAACUUAAACUUGCUGAGAAUAUACCAUCUAGAAUUCUGAUCCCAGCAAUUGAAGAAGUUUACUCAGACAUAAUUCAAAAGAAUAAACUAGAAUCUAUUGGUCCUAUUAUGGGAAUCUUAUCGGAAAAUUUGAAACAUUUGUGUGAUGGAUUUGAUUUAACACCUCAAAUACCUAUGCUUAAACAAUUCUUUAUUAACGCUUUAGAAUUUAGAAAUUUGGAUUUGUGCGAUAUGGAUAAAAUUAAUGUGAUCGAGAACCAUAUUAUUGAUGCGCUAAUCACUUUUGUACUCAAAUUAUCUGAUUCAACUUUCAAACCAUUCUUCAAUUCGAUAUUCCGUUGGGCUGAAGAUGGUGAUGAUAAAAAUAAUAGAAUUAUCACAUUUUAUAAGGUGGCAUGUGGUUUAGCUGAGCAUUUAAAGAGUUUGUUCGUAUUAUUCGCUGGCAUGUUUGUGGAUAAUGCUGCUAAAAUUCUUGACGCUUGUAAUAAAAAGAAAUCUACAUCCUUGUAUUAUGAGGAUGAAACCAAGAAUACAUUACUAUUGGACAAUGUUUUACGAACCCUUAAACUUGUUUUUGAACAUACAACUAGAAAAUUCAUUACUAAAGAAAGGUUCAAUAUUCUUAUGCAACCUAUUGUGGACAAUUUAGAGAACGACUUUAAUGGUAUAGCAGAUUUAGAAUCUAGAAAUAACGAAAUCCUAACACCUUGUAUAGUUCAUUUUGCUGUGGCUGCAGCAGAUGAUUCAUUAUGGAAGCAAUUAAAUUAUCAAAUAUUGAUGAAGUUGCGAAACUCUAACUAUAAAAUAAGGAUAUUAAGUCUGAAAUGUUUAACAGAAGUUGUUAAGAAAUUAGGUGAAGAUUUCUUAUCUUUAUUACCGGAAACAAUUCCGUUCUUAUCUGAACUUCUUGAAGAUGAUCAUGAAGUUGUUCAAGAAUGUUGUAAAAAAUCUAUACAAGAACUUGAAGACGUUUUAGGAGAUAAUUUGUCUAAGUACUUUUAAAGAUAAUGUUCAAUGUUGUUAUAAAUACUUGUAAAUAUUUCAAAUGUACAAAAUGGAUUUGUAAAAUAAAUAUAAUCAUUCCAAAAUAA
Molecule: messenger RNA, 6232 nt
Organism: Harmonia axyridis
Lineage: Eukaryota; Metazoa; Arthropoda; Insecta; Coleoptera; Coccinellidae
Product: HEAT repeat-containing protein 1
Exons: 4
Coding region: 141-6143 (2000 amino acids)
Biological process (GO): maturation of SSU-rRNA from tricistronic rRNA transcript (SSU-rRNA, 5.8S rRNA, LSU-rRNA); positive regulation of transcription by RNA polymerase I
Cellular component (GO): 90S preribosome; t-UTP complex; small-subunit processome
Molecular function (GO): snoRNA binding
Source: RefSeq, a predicted model, not a curated record